Messenger RNA from Microplitis demolitor, 1824 nucleotides. Its product is annotated as E3 ubiquitin-protein ligase arih1. Gene Ontology annotation, cellular component: ubiquitin ligase complex; cytoplasm. The transcript has a single exon. Gene Ontology annotation, molecular function: zinc ion binding; ubiquitin conjugating enzyme binding; ubiquitin protein ligase activity. Lineage: Eukaryota; Metazoa; Arthropoda; Insecta; Hymenoptera; Braconidae. Bases 153 to 1631 code for a protein of 492 amino acids. The record is from RefSeq and is a predicted model, not a curated record. Gene Ontology annotation, biological process: ubiquitin-dependent protein catabolic process; positive regulation of proteasomal ubiquitin-dependent protein catabolic process; protein polyubiquitination.
CCCAACAAAGCCUCGACUGGACGCUGGUCUUCCGUCACCACUAAAGUACUGAAACUGAACCCAACCUCACCCGACACAAAAACAGCCAAAUAUAUAUCCUGUAUAUAGUUAAAAAUUUAUUUAUGUAAUUAAUUAAAUAUUUAAAAAACAAAAUGGAUUUCGAUGACAACUAUGACGAUUCACCGGAUUGUGAAUUAGAGCCCUACUUCAGUGAAGGUGAAGUUGAAAUGGAAAAUCUAUCGACAUGUGAUUCAAGUGAUCAUGAUAAUGAUUAUCCAUACCAAGUGUUAAAAGCAGAAGAAAUAGUUGGACACAUGCUAAAAAAAAUAAAAUCCAUCAGCGGAAUAAUUGAAAUUCCAUCAACCAUAACGCGAAUUCUUCUCAAUCAUUUUAAUUGGGACGAAGAAAAAUUAUUAGAUAAAUUUUAUACUCAAAAUCGCAGUGAUUUGUUUAAGGAAGCUCACAUUAUUGAUCCAUCAUCAUCAGCAGUAAGUAAGAAAAAUAAUUUAAUUAUUGAGUCUGAAGAUUGCGAAAUUUGUUUGGUCUCAUUAUCUUGUGAUUUGAUGACUGGUAUGGAGUGCGGCCAUCGUUUCUGUCCCGAUUGUUGGGACUCUUAUUUAUCAACUAAAAUAAUCGAGCAAGGGGAAUGUCAAUCAAUAACUUGUCCAGCUCAUAAGUGCGAUAUUAUCGUUGAUGACGAAACUGCGAUGAAUUGCAUUAAGAAUUUAAACGCCAAAACAAAAUAUCAACAUUUGAUAACAAAUAGUUACGUUGAGUCUGACAAAUUAUUGAAAUGGUGCAAGACACCCAAUUGUAAUCAUGCUAUUAAAGUAUCUUAUAUUGAUUUCAAGCCGGUGUCAUGUCACUGCGGCCGGACAUUUUGUUUUAAAUGCAAUGAAAAAUGGCACGAUCCGAUUUUAUGCGACUUGUUGCGUAAGUGGAUGAAAAAAGUCGAUGAAGAUGCUGCGACAUCUGCGUGGAUUGGUCUUAAUACAAAAGACUGUCCAAAAUGUAUGGCGAUAAUUGAAAAAAAUGGCGGGUGCAAUCACAUGACUUGUAGAAAGUGCAGGCAUGAAUUUUGCUGGAUUUGUUUAAUGAAUUGGAAGGAACAUAAUUCAAAUUAUAAAUGCAAUAGAUUUGAAUCUCAUGAGACUAAUGAACGUUUGGAAAAAACAAGGUCUUCGUUACGCAAAUAUAUGUUUUAUUCGGAUCGUUAUUUAAAUCAUUUGAAAUCGCUGGAGUUAGAGAACAAUUUGUAUCUUGUCGUUGGUGACAAAAUGAUGGAGAUGCAGAAAAUGGACAUGUCUUGGGUCCAAGUACAGUUUUUGAAAAAAGCUGUUGAUAUAUUGUGCAAAUGCAGGCAAACUUUGAUGUAUACGUACUCGUUUGCGUACUAUAUUGAGAAGUCUAAUCAGUUUAGUAUUUUUGAAGAUAAUCAGCAGGAUCUUGAGUCGGCUAUUGAAACUUUGUCCCAUUAUUUAGAGCAGGAUAUCGAUGAGGAAGAGCCUAGUGAAAUUAAGAAGAAGGUUCAGGACAAAGCUGAUUACUGCGAAAGUAGAAGGAAGGUUCUGCUGGAUCAUGUUCAUGAGGGCUAUGAUAAAGACUGGUGGAGUUACACAAAUCUUGCGUGAUUUUCAUAUGAUUAUUAUUCUUUUAUAGUUAAGUAAAAUAAUUUUUCAAAUUUCGUGUUAAUCUGAAGCAUUGAUGCUUCUUUUACUUUGUAACAAUUGUUUGAAAAGUUUGAAUUUUAUUAAACAACUGAUUUGAAUAUUUUUGAAAUUAUUUUAAUAUUUACAUUACACUUUUUGCGUAAGCUGUGAAAAA